Molecule: messenger RNA, 1590 nt
Organism: Clonostachys rhizophaga
Lineage: Eukaryota; Fungi; Ascomycota; Sordariomycetes; Hypocreales; Bionectriaceae
Source: the annotation of a GenBank genome assembly
AUGCCUACUUCCAGCGAUGGAGCUCCUGCUUUAGCAUCCCCUGCUCCGUCUCACAAAGCAGACAAAUCACCGCUACCGGUCGAGCAUAAAGAGUAUGGGGAACUCGAGUUUGAAGGUGCUGAUGGCCCUGCCAUUGAUCCGCAUCGUUUAGCGAAGACUAUCAGGAAGAUGGAUAUUGUCGUUCUACCUAUCAUGACCGUUAUUCUCGCAUUCUGCUUCAUUGACCGAACGAACAUGGGCCUCGCCAUGGUAGUUGGCAUGGGUUCCGAGUUACGGUUUGACAGCUACGGCUAUUCAACUGCUCUCCUUGUCUUCUUCCCCGGGUACGCUCUAUUCGUACUUCCAAGCAACUAUAUUCUUUCGAAGACUUCAGUCCGGUAUUGGCUUACGUUGCUUUCGCUCGCUUUUGGUAUCCUUACACUGGCGGCAGGCUUGGUCCGUAAUUUUGGUGGCCUCGUCGCUGUACGUGCCUUGCUUGGCAUUUGUGAAGCUGGAGUCUUUCCUACGAUCAUCGUAGUUGCUAGCUCCUGGUACCCUCGUUAUUACUUUGGGAAGCGAAUGACCGCGAUCUCAUCCGAGGCCUCACUGAUAUCUGCCCUUUCUGGAGUUCUGGCUUGGGCAUUUUCGCGUAUCAGCACUCCAAACUACUCCGGGUGGCGUUACAUCUUCAUACUUGAAGGGGCGAUAACAGUUCUUGCGGCGUUCUGCGCGUUCUUUGCAAUUGACGAAUACCCUAGCAAAUCUAGAUUCCUUUCAGAGGAGCAGCGCGAUAUCGCGGUGCGAUUAAUUGCCCAGGAUCGAGAAGAACGCGAAGAAGAAGAAUUUACCUUCUCACUGGGCCUCAGAAUACUUCGCGAUUGGAAGAUCUGGGUCUUUGGAAUACUCUACAUGCUGAAUGUUGCCACUACCUAUGGCCUGGCAUACUUCAUACCAUUGAUUUUGAAUGGCAAAAUGGGCUUCAGCGGCGCUAUCAGCCAACUUUUGUCGACACCACCAUAUUUUUACGGUUUCAUUCUCGCAGUCGCCGUGUCGUCUAUAUCUGAUCGCUACCACAUCAGAUCACCCUUCAUCAUCUUCCUACACCUCAACGUGAUUCUUGGUAUUACGCUGACGCGCUGGGGGCCUAAUACCGCUUCCCAGUAUCUGGGCUUGUUCUUUUGCCUUGGCGCUUCGGUUGUCAGUGGGCCGAUGAUCGUCGUUUACGGGCAGAACAACGCGCCUACUCGAGCCAAGCGAAGUGUGAGCUCUGGUGUGCAGCUAUCCUUAGGCGCCGUUGGAGGGAUUAUUGGAUCUACAGUAUUCCGUUCACAAGACUCACCGACAUAUACGCCGGGUACAAUCGUGGUCCUUUGUAGCUCUGCAACGGUAAUCUUGAUUUGUUGUCUGCUCAACCUGUAUUUCCGGCGACUCAACCGGCUUCAGAGAGAGACAAAUUUGGUGUUGGAAGCCAACAAAGGGGGCCGAAUUUUAGUCAUUUUGUUUAUCAUUGUUCCGCACUACUCCGGUAAACUGUCUCACCACGCUGGACGCUUAGUAGCCGCAGAGGCCAGCCCGCAUGUCCAGAUGAAAAAUUCCACAACAGAAAAUUUG